AAGGGACAGCAUGAGUGCCGAAAGCACAACAUUCACGUAAAUCCCAUCUGGUGGUAGCUGAGGAAAAAAGCUUUCAUGGCCCCCGCACGCUGUCCACUAUCUGACUCACGCCCCUCCAUGUCCAGUGCUUUGCUCGCCUCAUCUCUCACCUCUUAUAGUGAAAAGAAGGACCGUUCUUGCCUAUCCCAGAAGUUUCAUGAUCGAUAUCGAGUUAUAUAUAUGCGGUAAAUAUUCGCCGGAGGAGCUCUCUCUUAACCGAUAUUCCUCCUCGCCUUGAAGGCCGGUGAGAAUGGCGGAAAUCGCGGUGGUUUUCGACUUCGACAAGACGAUCCUCGACUGCGACAGCGACGACUGGGUGGUCGACAAGUUUGGCCUGAGCGAGGCCUUCGACCGGCUCCGACCCACCUUGCCUUGGAACUCUCUCAUGGAUCGGAUGAUGAUGGAGCUCCAUUCUAGAGGGAAGACGGUGGAGGAGAUUGCUGAUUGUUUGAAAGAAGCUCCGUUGCAUCCGAAGAUUGUCUCCGCGAUCAAAUCGGCCCACGCUUCCGGGUGCGAUCUGAGGAUACUGAGCGACUCGAACGUGUUCUUCAUCGAGACGAUCCUGCGACAUCACGGGAUCAUGGACUGUUUCGCCGAGAUCAACACGAACCCGGGCUCUGUCGAUGCAAAAGGCAGGCUCAACGUCUCACCUUACCAGGAUUUCUACCAUCUGUCUCAUGGCUGCAAGAUCUGCCCUGCAAACAUGUGCAAGGGUGCAGUGAUGGACAAGAUCAGAUCGUCGGCCUCCGCCGAGGGAAAGAAACGUUUUGUCUACGUCGGAGAUGGGAACGCCGACCUCUGCGCGGGCAUGAAGCUCGAGGAAGAAGAUGUUCUGCUUCCGAGGAAGGGCUUCCCCGUGUGGGAUUUGAUCUGCCGCAACCCGACCCUCGUAAAAGCGAGGAUCAGGGAAUGGACCGACGCGGCCGAACUCGAGACUGUCCUGCUGAACUCGGUCGACGCGUUGGGCCGCCUGGAAAAUGGAAACGCGAAGGCCAUUCGCCCAAUCCCCGUGGCCUGCAAGUUCCAGACGAGUCUUCUCGACGCGGCCCCCAAAUCGCCCACCGUUCGUCGGGAGCCCGAGCCUUGUUCUUCCGUUGUUUGAUGGGAAUUAAAAAGACCAGGUGGGAGUAACCUAGUACAAGUACAAGACAAUUUGUUGCCUAAGGCAAACAUGAUGAUUGGAAGUCCUAAUGCAUGUUUUCAGUUUGUUCA
Rhodamnia argentea is the source of this 1251-nucleotide messenger RNA. RefSeq names its product inorganic pyrophosphatase 1-like. The transcript is spliced from 4 exons. Bases 290 to 1141 code for a protein of 283 amino acids. Gene Ontology annotation, molecular function: phosphatase activity. The record is from RefSeq and is a predicted model, not a curated record. NCBI's taxonomy places the organism in Eukaryota, Viridiplantae, Streptophyta, Magnoliopsida, Myrtales, Myrtaceae.